UGUUAGUCUGCGCUGUGUUUAUUGUUAAGGUUGUGUGGAUUAGCACUGCGGUACCCAGCUCCUUUUCAAAAUAUCAACAAUAUAGCUUUAAAAUGAGUUAAAGAUGGCCGACUUGGCCUGAGCUAUCCACUUGGGAUGACAGCUGGUGUUUCCAGUAGCUGUCAGGGAAGGAAUUCAUCAAAGACAUUAAAACAACAAUGAAUGAAGGAAAGGUGAAGAAAAUAACCAUGAUACUGUCCCAAAAGUGAUCCACACUUCUAUCCAAGGAAUACCCUCAUCUGCCACGAGUUUCCUUCUGGUAAUGGCUAACUCAGUGGCCACUUUAGUGGUCCAAGCAGAACUUUUACCACCUCAGUCCACCGCCUCCCUCUCUCCGUUCCCAUCCCUUCUUGGCUCAGGAGAGGAUGGCGAGGACGAUAGGGAGAGGGGGGAGCUGGUGGAUCGAGACAAGGGUGUUGUGGAGGGCGGAGAGGAGGUGGUUCUGGACAUGGUGACAUCUUCAGUGUCAGGCCCGGCCCAGCAGCCCGAGCAAUUGGACCAUCCGUUUCAGUGUUUGGACUGUGGCAAGAGCUUCAGGUGGUCGUCCCGGCUCACCCACCACCAGAGGAGCCACAACAAUGAAAGACCCUACCGCUGCAACCUCUGCCCCAAGGCCUUCAAAGGCUCCUCUGCUUUGCUCUACCAUCAACGGUCUCACUCAGGGGAGAAGCCUUACGAAUGUAAGGACUGUGGCAAAGCCUUCAAACGCUCAUCUCUGCUCCAGGUUCAUCAGAGUGUCCACACUGGAGUGCGUACUUUUUUGUGCCCCUAUUGUCCCCUGACCUUUAAAUGGAGUUCUCAUUACCAGUAUCACCUGCGCCAGCACACUGGAGAGUGCCCAUACCCCUGUGACACUUGCCCCAAGGCCUUUAAGAACUCAAGCAGUCUAAGACGACACAAGAAUGUCCAUCUCGGUCUUAAGCCUUACACCUGCACGGUGUGCAACAAAUCCUUCACUCAGUCUACCAACCUGAGGCAGCACAUGAGAAUACAUACAGGCGAGAGGCCCUAUGUCUGCAGUGUGUGUGGUCGCAGCUUCACACACUCAUCAAACCUGGCCCUGCACAAGAACUCUCACUCCAACCUCAAUGCAGGAGGGAAGGAAGGAAAGAGGGGAGAGGAUCCACAGAACAGAAAUGAUAUAGUGGAGGUGGUGGUAGGGGCAGAGGAAGUGACAUCGUCCAUGUUGACAGACAUGGUGGGUUUUGUGAGCCAGGCAGGAACUGAUGGAGUAGGGGUGGGGAUGGAGGAAGUCUUCCUGUCAACCACCUCAUCUGGCCAGAAUCCAAACCUUCUCCCCCAACUCACCCUCACUUCCUCUGGGGAGAAUGUUUGUGCAUCCAGGGCCAUUGGGACAGAGGUUCACCUGAGCAUGGACACCGGGGCCAGCGUACUGCUUUACAGCUGUGGCAGCUGCAGCCACACCUUUGGCACACGAACAGAGCUAGAGGAGCAUCAAGCCAUCCACAUGGCUCCAGAAGAACACAGGGUCAGUGGGGAAGCAGGGCCUGGGGCAGGGAUGGAGGUUGGGGAUGGGCUGGUGGGAGCCAGCCACCUGCUGGCAGACUUUGAGGAAGUGGUGGAGACGACCACAGUUGCUGAAAGUGGACACACAACAGAGGUGCUCCUCGGACUGACAGAGGGAGCAGAUGGAGGCAAUGCAAAUGUGGGCACCACCCAGGCCCAGUUUGACCUGCUGCAGAGCUUCACUGAGGUGACUCAGAGCUCUGAGUCCGUUCAGCCAGAGGCCAGAACCACAUGGGCAGGGCUGUCGUGUGGCUACUGCAAUAAGACCUUCAAGACCAGUGGAGGCCUUAAUAGACAUGUAUCACUGAUGCACUCUCUCUCAUCCCAGUCACGUUCCCAGUUCAGCUGCUCCGCCUGUGACCGUUCCUUUCCCCUUCUCUCUUCAUUGCUCACCCACCAACACUCACACACCCCUGAGCAACGUCUCCUGGCCGAGGCAGAGGCCGAGAUAGUAUGUCCUCCUUCCCUUUCCUUGUCUCUCCCGCUUCCAUCUUCUCCCAGUCAGGCUGAUAAGCAGCAGGAAGGACAAAGGAAGAUCCAUGUUGACAUCAUAACCAUCAAUGAAGAGCACGAGGAGCAGCCGACCAAACCUGCCAAAGCCACUAAAAAGACAGGGGCUAACAAGAGCACUCCUGCUGGAGAGAGGCCAUAUCGCUGUUCAGAGUGUGGAAAAGCUUUUAAAGGUUCAUCUGGUCUUAAGUACCACAUGAGGGAUCAUACUGGGGAAAGGCCUUACCGUUGCACUGAGUGUGGAAAGAGCUUCAAGAGGUCCUCUCUGCUCUCUAUCCACCAGAGGGUACACACAGGCGUACGGGCCUUCCAGUGCCCUCACUGCCCUCUCACAUUCAAAUGGAGUUCUCACUACCAGUACCACUUGCGGCAGCACACAGGCGAGAGGCCUUAUGUGUGUAAGGAGUGUGGCAAGUCCUUCAAGAACACCAGCUGCCUGCGUAGACACAGUCAGAUGCACUCAGGACUGCGGCCACAUACCUGCUCCAUUUGCUCCAAGUCUUUCUCCCAGACGUCAAACCUCAAACAGCAUGAACGCACCCAUUCUGGUGAGAGACCCUUUCAGUGCACACAUUGCAAUAAAAGCUUUACCCACUCCUCCAACCUCCAGCUCCACCUUCGCACACACUCCUCACGCAAGGACUUCAAAUGCCCGUACUGCUCAAAAGAGUUUGUCAUGCACUCCUACUUGCAGAGGCACAUUAGAACCCAUGGCAGUGGUGUUCCCCUGCCCUGCCCUGGUGGUGGAGGUAAAGACGGUGUGGCUGUAAAAGCCAGUGUUGGAGGAGUAACCACCACCACAACUCUGCUCAACCCCAUCACCCUGGAAGCCUCAGGAAACAGUGGCAGCCUGAUUGUGUCCCAACCAGCACUUAAUAUUCCCCCUAACACCUCCCAGAACUACUUCAUGAUUCAGACAGCCAGCGGCCUGCAGCUCAUUCCUCUAACAUCCCCUCCACCUGCGCCCCUACCUCCUCCACCACCACCUCCGUCCCAGCCCCAAAACUUCCUUCUCCUCCAGUGCCCUUCCACCAACGGCAGCCAAUCAAGCUUGAUUCUCGUCCCUACAGCAAACAACCCUCCACCUGCCCCAGAACCUCAGACUCUCCCUGUGCUUCAGACUCUCCAAGCACUGCAGCCUGUCCGAAACCAAACACAGACUCCCAUGCCCCAGUUUUCAACUGUGUCACAGCAACAACAGCAAACCAGGAUCAUAAUCACCAACAAUAGUAACAAUGCAAACACUCCUGUUGCCACGCCAACACACACACUCUCAGCCAACUCUCUACUGACCAAGCCCAUACUAGGGAAAAGCACACGGACAGCAAGGGGCAGACGGGGACGCAAACCAAAAACUACUCUUCAGAAAUCUGUAACAGGUCUUGUUAGUCAGACUACAGGCAGAGAUGUAUCAGUGACAAACUGUAAUGUAACCAAUGUCACAGAGAGGCAGAGUAUUACUGUUGCUAACACCACCACUGAAUCACUACCAUCAACUGUAUCCACAGCAUCCCACUGUCCCCUGUCAGUAUCUUGCACUACUGUCCCAAAUCUGUCAACUUCCACCACUGUAGCCCCAGCAGUGGAUACCUCAGGAUCCCCAUUAUCUGUUACCAUGGUUACACCAGCCACCACAACAGCCACAGCAUCAGUUUCUACUCUUGCUACCCAUGAAGGGAAACCGCCAACCACUCUGGAGGAAGUAAGGACAGGAGAGUCCAUGACAGGAAAACAGUUUGUUUUAUGUUUUGAUAAUGAAGAACAGGCGAAGGAGGGAAUGAAUAUUGGGGAGGGUGGAGAGUCAUAUGUGUUGCAGUUUGAAGGAGAUGCAUCAGGAGAGGCAGUGGAUGGAGGAAUGGGUGGAGAGGGAAAAUCACUUGUGUUGCAGUUCAAGACCAAUGGACAAGGAGAGGGAGAAAAAGGGGGAGAUAAAGGAGGGAUGAUGUCACUUCUGCGUGACUGGGGUGGAGAAAAGCAGGGUGAGAGACAGACAGGAGAGGAUGGCAGCCAGGGAGAGUCCUAUGUCCUUCAUUUCCACACUGAAGCGCAGGACAAUAGUGGUCCAUCCAGUGCUACCUUCAGCCAAGGGCAAGACAACAGCCUGCAGCUUUCCUGCACACCUACCCAAGGUUUGGUGCCCCUUGAUGGGCAGGAGGUGGUGUUUGAACUGAGUGGUGGUGGUGAGACCAAGAUAGAGCAGGAAACUGAGGAGGGUAUGCAGAUGAUAGCCCUGAUUGAAGGUGAAGGGGGAAUGAUGGGAGAAGGAGGGGCAGGUUGCAGUGCUGCAAACGGUAGGAUUACUGAGGGUGGAGGAGCCAUGGAAAGUAUCUUUCAACUAGAAGGAGGAGAGGAAAUUGUCAUAAUCGAGGUCAGCACCAGUAGCUUAAGAGAGGGAAGGAUAGAGAGAGGAGUGGAGGGGGAAAUCUCACAGACUAGUGAAGUGAAAUACGAGAGUGGAACAGCAGAGGCAAAGGAAAAGUCUGUAAAAGAACACAACUCUACGAACAGUUCAGAGUUACAAACAUCAACUGAAGAUACAGUGAGAAAUGGACAUAUGCCUAACUCUAAAGAGAUGCAGUUCUCUAACUAAAUGAACUCUGCAUGUGUGCUUGAGAAGAAGAAACUGUAUGUGUGAAUGAAUGCCUCACUAUUUGUGGGCUUGGUGUGUUAGCACUUUAGUCAGUUUGAGGUGUCCUGGAACUGAGCAAGAACAUGCAGUUAGAUGAGUACUGUGUUGUAAUGCCAUGGUGCCACAUACUAGAAAUGUUAUACAUUCAAAUAGGCUGUACAUGGACCUUGGAAUAUUCCUAAAUAUAUUAGUUUAAAUGAUACUGUCAUUGGCAGUUUAUUAAGUAAAUACAUUUUUGUGAAUACAUGUACAUGGUCCACUUUCUUCAUAGUGUUAAUAGUAAUAAUUAAGAUAAUUAUUAAU
This is a messenger RNA of Scomber japonicus (chub mackerel), 5008 nucleotides long. RefSeq names its product zinc finger protein 628 (gene znf628). The record is from RefSeq and is a predicted model, not a curated record. The transcript is spliced from 9 exons. Bases 302 to 4666 code for a protein of 1454 amino acids. NCBI's taxonomy places the organism in Eukaryota, Metazoa, Chordata, Actinopteri, Scombriformes, Scombridae.